Messenger RNA from Stylophora pistillata, 1372 nucleotides. Its product is annotated as dynein regulatory complex subunit 10. Lineage: Eukaryota; Metazoa; Cnidaria; Anthozoa; Scleractinia; Pocilloporidae. The record is from RefSeq and is a predicted model, not a curated record.
AAAUAUGGCGCCCAUAGAGACCCCGCGACAGUCCGACAGAUGGCUUAAAGGAAAGCCGUCGUCACAUCUUGAUCAUUUUCGCAAAAGUGGCAUUGAUCCAUGCCGAAUCUUGGAGCCCAAAAGAAAGACAUUGCAGUCACUAGAGGCUGAAAGAAUUAUGACCGUCUUUCGAGACAUGGUUAGGAGGAUGGAAAUCAAUACAGCUCUGCCCUAUAUACUAAAUUCAUUACCGCGAUUUUCCGUUAUUUUCGGCCAGGAUUUGACAUCGCGUUUGAGCAGUCAUUUGCAGUUACAACGUGCAUACGAAGAGGCGCUUGCCGAGCUGGGGAGAAUUUCAAGGCAGAAUGUCGAGCUUCAAACGGGUACCCAAACAAAUACCCAGACAGAGGCUGGAUCAAGCAAUGUGAAAUUUAGUAAACCCAGUAUCAUCAUUACUUCUGUCAAUGGAAAUCAGUUAGGAAUUGUUCUCGAGAAAGAAGUGGAAUUUCUGGAAAAAAGAAUUAAAUGCUCAUUGAGGGAAAUAUUCAGGUUUUUUAAAAAGAAUCCGAAAGCAAUUGAAAUGGUCACAGAAAGCAAACCGGUCCGUAACCGAGAGUAUACAGCUUUAUUGAAUAAGCUGACAUCAGUAGAAAGUAUCAUGAAAGAGAGGCUACUGACGUCACCAUUCGAGGAACAAGAUAUGAAAUUGCAGUUAAUGGAAAUUAUUGACAGAGAAAAGAAAACAACCGUAUUACGAGAAAAGCUUGAAACAAAUUACCAGGUGGCUGUGGAAGCGAAGGAGUCUGAGAUUUAUGAACGAGAUAUAAGAAUUCUACAGCUUCAGCAAGACUUGCAACUGAUCGAGAAAAUCCAUUCUGAAAAACAGCAACGAACUUUGACAGAAGCCUUGAAACAAUCUUCCCAGGAUAACAACAUGUCUAAGGCUAAAGUGGCAAACUAUUGCGAAGACAUAUCCCUGUGUAGAAAGAAAAUCCAAGAGGAUAAAAAAGAACAUCGAAAAAAUGAAACCCUCUUGAGGAAGAAGAGAUUCAAGAUGGCUACGGAAGUGUUCAACUGGGUGCAAAAAUACGAUGCUGAUUUAAGUGGAAGACAGGACGAAUACGACCUUUACACGCGCAUGUAUGACGCUGACAAAGAGCAACUCGGGCAACUUCAAGAGCGGUUCUCAAUCUUAGAGAAACAGUACGACGCCAUUAUCGAGGAGCGACGGGUCGCGGAAGAGGAGAAGGCGAGAAAGAUGGAAGAGGAGAGAAAACAGAACCAAGCUGCUGAAGUUAUACAAACCGUUUGGAGAAAUUACCAAUUCAGAAUACUUAUGCGUGCCAAAUCAAAGAAGUCCUCAAAGAAAGGCAAAGGUGGAAAGUGAUUUGAA